Molecule: messenger RNA, 1443 nt
Organism: Entrophospora sp. SA101
Lineage: Eukaryota; Fungi; Glomeromycota; Glomeromycetes; Entrophosporales; Entrophosporaceae
Source: the annotation of a GenBank genome assembly
AUGAAUCCAUCAGAUAAUAACAACAAUUCAUUAAAACAUCCAACUCCUAUGGAGCAGGUUGAUGAACUUAAAUAUUGGUUAGCCACAGCACCUGCAAACUGGGAUCCUGACCAGAACAUUCAAAAAUUCCAAUUACCAACUGGUGAAUGUAUUUCAUGUGUAUUAUGGAACAGCCUUUAUCACAUAACUGGUACUGACAUAGUACGAAGUUUGGUAUUCCGUUUUCAAGCAUUUGGUAGACCAGUAAGGAAUAUUAAAAAAUUUGAAGAAGGUGUUUUUAGCGACUUGAGAAAUUUAAAACCAGGAACUGACGCUUCACUUGAAGAACCAAAAUCAGAGUUCCUCGAAAUGUUAUACAAAAAUAACUGCAUUCGCACCCAAAAGAAACAAAAGGUCUUCUAUUGGUAUUCAGUUCCACAUGAUCGUUUGUUCUUGGAUGCCUUGGAAAGAGACUUGAAACGUGAAAAAUUGAACGCUGAACAAACAACCGUGGCUAUCGCUGAACCUGCAUUAUCAUUUUCAUUUGACUCAACACAAUCGUUAUACGAUCAAUUCACAAAAGGUUGCUUCUCGCUUUUCCAAUCAGUUCAAACCUGCGAAAUUCAAAAACCUCAAAUGUAUCCAACUCCAGAGCUUGAAUACCACACAAUAGAAAGUGCAUUUGAAGCAAGCACCACAGCAAGCGCAUCACCAGAAUGCUUCAACUCACCAUGGAGCACAUCAUCAAUCGAUGAUCAAUAUAUCGAUGAUAGUCGUCACUCAUCACCAGACCAUUUGGAUGCAAGCAUACUCCAAGCUAUCGUCCCAUCGUCCACCGUCGCAACUCCAUCACCGUUCAACAACAAUCCAAAUGUUACGGUUGCCACAGCUGCAAAUCUUUUUGGAAUGUUUUCAAUCUUUGAAGGCUCUCCUACCUACAAACAAAGAAGAAGACGUGCAAACUCAUGCACAAAUAUGAAUAACGAACAUUGCAAUAACAGCGAUGACAAUUUAUCACAACAACAACAUAGAUCAAAUAAUGCAAAUUGUCCAUAUCCAAUGAAAACCUAUCCAUGUCCACUUCAAUCAUGCGGGCGUCUGUUCAAACGUCUCGAACACUUAAAAAGACACGUACGUACUCAUACAAUGGAGCGUCCUUAUUCAUGUUCAGUAUGUGGUAAAAGAUUUUCCAGAUCAGAUAAUUUGGCUCAACAUCGUAAAACCCAUGAACGUAGCUCAAGCAAUUCCCCACCACCAUUAGACGAUUCAUCAAAUGCUUCAGAUGUCGAAUACGAAAAAAGUGUCAUAAAUGAGUGCUACACUUAUGACAGUCCAAAUAUUCCUUCCUGUGUUCCUGAUGGUCUUGCCGUAUACACCACUGCCGACAACUCACCAUAUCCUAUAUUCAGCAUACAUCCAAAUUCAUACUUGACGAACAAUGCUGGCAAUGAGAUUUUAAUUUAA